Molecule: messenger RNA, 633 nt
Organism: Drosophila obscura
Lineage: Eukaryota; Metazoa; Arthropoda; Insecta; Diptera; Drosophilidae
Exons: 4
Coding region: 103-633 (176 amino acids)
Source: RefSeq, a predicted model, not a curated record
UUUCCACUGACUGAAAAAAUUGCAUUAAGAUGAAUCGAUCAAAUAUGCGAAUUUCACUGGAAUGUGCCAAAACAGUUGCUGUUAGGUCAUCGACGUUUAAACAUGUCCCACGCAGGAGGUGUCCUUUUUCUGCUCAUUGUGGUUUCAUAUGAGGUCGCUUCGAAGGUCGAGUUUACCAACAUUGUAUGUACUUCCCUCGAUAAAGAGUUUUCCGAGUUUGAGUACUGCUAUCUGAAGUCGGUGAAUCGGACCUACAAAUAUGUGUCUGUUAAAAGUAAAUUGUACCAAACACCGGUAACGAAAGUGAAAGUAAAUUUUUCACUGUAUAAACGAUUCAAUGGUUAUAGGCCUUUUAUGUACAACAUCACUGUGGAUGCCUGUAGAUUCCUGAAGAAUCCCAAAUCGAACCCAGUUACAUUGUUCUUUUUUAGCUCAUUUGCUGAAUUCUCAAAUUUUAACCAUUCGUGUCCCUUCAAUGGGGCACUUUUUCUGGAAAAGUUAUCAACCGAGUUUGUAAAUCACCAAGCUACUAAAGUGCUGCCAUUUCCGGAAGGGGAUUAUAUGAUAGAAAUUAAUUGGAUUGCCUACGACAUCAAUCGGGCUGUGAUCAAAUUUUAUUUAACUCUUUCUUGA